Molecule: messenger RNA, 1509 nt
Organism: Penicillium manginii
Lineage: Eukaryota; Fungi; Ascomycota; Eurotiomycetes; Eurotiales; Aspergillaceae
Product: Pal1 family protein
Exons: 4
Coding region: 1-1509 (502 amino acids)
Cellular component (GO): cytoplasm
Source: RefSeq, a predicted model, not a curated record
AUGAAUGCCCCUCCAGCGUUCGGGUACCCGCCCGGCGUGUCGCUGGCACCGACAGACCAGGUCUCACCGACAGCUGCCAAUUUUGGCUCCAACAAUCCCUUUCGAAACCGCGCCCUGUCUCCAUCUGCCGGUUCUACCAGCUCGCGCCCGGAGCGUCCUAGAUCGACAAACCCAUUUCUCGACGACACCGAAGCGCUCUCACCGCAAUCGGCUCCUGGCAUUUCGAGCGGACCCAGCAUGUUCUCCCCGACCGAGAAGCCGGACGUCACUAACAAUACCCGCGACCUCUUCGAAAACCUUUCCCUCGGCUCCAAGCCCGCCACUCCUGCCACACGAGGCAUUCGACCUCCUACCGAUAGCGCCUCCCGUGAUGCCGCCCGCGGGUCGUCCAGUCGCCCGCGUCCUCCGAGAGAGCGUCCCUCAGGGCGCCCCGAAGAGUCGCGAUCAAAGGACCCGAAGGAUCCUUUCGAUAUUUUCGCCGAUCCCCCUUCCCUAUCCAAGGCUGCCACUUCAGGUCCCCCCAAAAGCAGCUCUCGCAGACCCCGCCGCAACUCCGAGUCCUCUGUGAUGGAGCGGGCGUCCAAGGUCUUCGACGAUGACGACGAGCGCCGCCGGAGGGAGCGCCGCCACCGCGAGCGCGAACGCCAACGUGAUGGCAAGUCCCGUUCCUCUCGCAAGGAUCGCCGACUGGACAUCAUCGAUAAACUGGAUGUGACCAGCAUUUACGGAACCGGAAUGUUCCACCACGACGGUCCUUUCGAUGCCUGCAACCCCCACCGGAACCGAAAAGGCUCCCGUGUCGCGCCCAUGCAAGCAUUUCCCAAAAACUCCACGAAUAUGGCACUGGGCGGCUCGGGCCCGAACAACUCCAAUAUCGAUCUGAACCUCUUCCACGGUAGAAUGGAAGAAGGCUACAACGAUUUCGCCUCCUCUGGCCAACAACGCAGUGGCACUGAGACCGUGAGCUUCGACCCCAGAUCUCUCGUGGAUCCCAUUCACGGAUCCGAGACCGCUGGUCUCGGCACAAGCACAUUCCUCGACGGUGCGCCCGCGAGUCGUUCAGCAAUGGCCCGUCGCCAGAGCGAGAAUGAUCAAGGCCUUGCACCAGGCGGCGGUCUCGGACGGAAGAAGAGUCUGGCUCAGCGGUUACGGGGAAAGAGCGGUACUGGUCGAAUGAUGUCUCCCACAGAGCCAAGCUUCCCUGCGCCAGCCGCGCCCAUGGGCUCAAGCCAUUCCGCUUCGUCCCGCAACAACGAGCCGAACCCUUACUUCCAAGAUUACGACGAGGAAUAUGACAAGAAGGCGGCGCGUAUUCAGGAAUCGCGCCUGGAGGGUGGAGGCGGUCGUCUUCGCUCUUCCAGUAGCCCCAAGCAGGCAACUGGCUUGGAACGCAAAUCCACCAACGAUCGUGGUUUGGACGAGAACAAGCUCAACCCGGGCGGUGGCGGAUUUCUCAACCGGAUGAAGAGCUUGCGCAAGCCGCGAGUUGAGCGUCGCACCAGUGAUUAA